AUGGCGGCGUCGUUCCCUUCCGCAAUGCGGAUCUCCAGCAAGAAAAGAAUCUGGUGCAAAUUCUGGAAAGGUCGGCAGCUUCUGAGAAUCCCGGCCCUCGUCCUUGUGAGCGUUUUAGUUUCACUUGACCUUUGGAAAAGAGACUCUGACCCGGGGAUACCGGAGCAAAUGGCAGCUGACCUGCCCGCCUGCUCUGCAAUUAUCACGGGAGACCUGGCAGGCCGUGAAUGUGACUUGGAAGUCCUUCUGUCAUCCAGGACGAGACAAGUUGUGCUCUCGGAGGACUUCUACCUUAACGCAACCCAGGACUGCGGAUCUUAUCGUACACACAGAGGCUUCUUUACACUCCCUCUGAGUGAAGAAGAGAAGGAUUUCCCCAUCGCGUACUCCAUGGUGAUCCACGACCAGAUUGAAAUGUUUGAGCGUCUCCUGCGCGCCAUUUACGCCCCUCAGAACAUCUACUGCGUGCACGUGGACCGAAAAUCCACAGUGGAAUUCCGUAAGGCCGUGGACGCCAUUGCUUCCUGCUUUGAGAAUGUAUUCAUAGCCGGGAAAUUAGAGAGGGUGGUUUACGCCUCGUGGUCUCGAGUGCAGGCCGAUUUGAACUGCAUGGUGAGUUUGUUGGGGUCCCGCGUCCGGUGGAGGUACCUGCUGAACACGUGCGGGACGGAUUUUCCGAUUAAGACCAACAGAGAGAUGGUGCGAGCUCUGAAGGUUCUAAAUGGCAGGAACAGCAUGGAAACAGAAGCCACCAAUGACUACAAGAAGCAACGUUGGCAGUAUCACUACAACGUCACAGACUCCAUCGUCAGGACCGACGUGAAGAAAAGCCCCCCUCCCAUCAAAAGCCCCAUGUUCACCGGGAACGCCUACUUUGUGGCCAGCAGGGCCUUUGUGGAACACGUGACCCAGGACCGGGAGGUUCGGGCCUUGCUGGAGUGGGAAAAGGACACCUACAGCCCAGACGAACACUUGUGGGCCACUUUGCAGCGGAUGCCGUCUGUGCCCGGAUCGGCCCCCGCGAACCCCAAGUACGACACGUCAGACAUGCAAGCUAUCGCCCGGGCGGUCAAGUGGAGCUAUUUGUCAGGUGAUGUGAGGAAGGGGGCGCCGUACGAGCCGUGCGCAGGGGUGGAUCGACGGGCUGUUUGCGUGUAUGGAGCCGGAGACCUGACCUGGCUCCUGAGGCAACAUCACCUCCUGGCUAAUAAGUUUGAUCCAAUGGUGGACGACAUUGCAAUUAGAUGCCUGGAGUCGAUUCUGUAUUUUAAAGCUCUAGAUAGCGGUUAAUACGGGGGGUGUUACCCCAAAAUUCAACAUCUCAGCUGUCCCCUGAGAUGCGAGUCUGAUUUUUUUCCAUGGCCAUCCUCAUGUCCAAAAUGCUCUUUUGAUUUAUGGACCUGGUGUGAGGUAGAUGCUAUUCACUAUCCUGUCUAAUAACUUUAUUUUUACAGCACUUUUAAAAAAUCUGCUCACAAAGUGCUGUGGUGUUUAGCAUCAAAUACUAGUAUUCAGCUCAGCACACUUUUUAUUUUUCUACAGCCAAGUCCAUGUGGUUGUUUCAAUUAGACAACAUGCAGUUCUCUUUGUUUGAUGUUUAGUUUGACAGUAAACUCCGAGUGGUAAAAAAAAAAAUAAAAUACGGCUUGAAAGUUCUUUUUGAAAGAACUUUUCCUUAUCUGCCAAACUAUUGUUUGUACUUAAGUGAAUUAAGUUCACUGCCACCAUACAGGACUCACGCCUCAAAUUUGGACUCACAAGGCAAAAAGUGUGGUAUGGGGGCACAUCCAACAUUAAUUGGACACUCUAAAUUGCCCCUAGGUGUGAUGGUGAGUGGGGCUGGUUGUCUCUGUGUGCCCUGCGAUUGGCUGGCAACCAGUUCAAGGUGGACCCCGCCUCCUGCCUAUUGACAGCUGGGAUAGGGUGGAGCACUCCCGCAACCCUUGCGAGGAUAAGCGGCUAAGAAAAUGGAUGGAAGUCUGGAAUAAUAUCUGUACUGAUAAAAGACGAUGAAACAACUUCAGAGGCCUUAACAUGACACCAAUUCAGAUUCAAUGUUCACUCCUGGCCAGAAAAAUAAAACCCUUUACCUGAAUACCAAUCAAAAUGUAACUUUUUUU
Messenger RNA from Syngnathoides biaculeatus (alligator pipefish), 2120 nucleotides. It is a transcript of the gene gcnt3, whose product is annotated as glucosaminyl (N-acetyl) transferase 3, mucin type. NCBI's taxonomy places the organism in Eukaryota, Metazoa, Chordata, Actinopteri, Syngnathiformes, Syngnathidae. Gene Ontology annotation, cellular component: membrane. The coding region runs from base 1 to 1290 and encodes 429 amino acids. Gene Ontology annotation, molecular function: acetylglucosaminyltransferase activity. The record is from RefSeq and is a predicted model, not a curated record. The transcript has 2 exons.